AUGAAGCGUGGGCGCGUAGCAACCCGUGGCUCGACUCGUCGAGGACUGAGGCGGAAAAAUGUGGUGGUGGAUGAAGAGGAUGAGGAAGACGAGGAAGAGGAAGAUGUGAGCCCAGAGGAACAAGAAGAGGAGGAGGAGGGGGAAGAAGAGGAGGAGGAGGGGGAAGAAGAGGAGGAGGAAAGGGAGAAGACGCCAUCGCCAAAGUUAACGCGUGCGCAGACUAGAAGACAGGAAGAAGAGGCGAAAAAGAACCGAAAGGGUGAUAGGGAGAAGAGAAGAGAGGAUGAUAAUGAUGAAGAAAAAGCGGAGGAGGAGGAAGAGGAGGAAGAGGAAGAAGAAGAGGAGGAAGAAGAAGAAGAGGAAGAAGAAGAGGAGGAGGAGGCUGACGUUGAAGAGAGACGUAGAGGGAGCCGCGACCGGGGAGGCAACAAACCGCAGUUGAGAGGCACUAAACGUCCUCCAAUAAAAAAGCAGAGACGCAAGAUUAUUGACUCAGAAGAUGAGCAAGAGGAGGAUGAAAAAGAGGAAGAAGAACAAGAGGAGGAGGAAGACGAAGAACAAGAGGAGGAGGAGGAAGAAGAAGAAGAGGACGAGGAGGAAGAAGAAGACGAUGAAGAUGAAAUGGUGAAGGUUAUGUCAUCUCAGAAAAGAAAGAUUCAGACACGAAAGGGAGAAAAUAUGACGCCCCUGAGACGAAAGACGAGGGCAAAGACAGCUGCGGCGUCGGAAAGCUUAAAUUCGGCAAAAAAGAUGAUGAAUCGACGACAUGUUGAAAAAAAAAGUGAAGAAAGUGCCGCAAGUGAAGGACAGGAGGAGCAAGAGCAGGGUGCAAGUAUCAAGAGUGAAGAUAAGGAAAAGGAUAAAUCUGCUAGUAAACUGUCGUCUGCAGCUACGGCGUCGUCAUCGUCUCCUCCGAAGCGCAAGGAAUUGUCCAUUGACACGCUUGUGAGCGAUGAAAACGAGGAAGAAGACAACUAUAGCGAGCAAGCUGAUGCUGACAUGACACCCGUAUCGGCGUCUACGUCGGACGGCGGAACAGAGGUUGACGCAACUCCAGAUCAGCACAUUCGCGAAGCGCUCAGUAGUGCCACUACCGAGUCGAAACUAAUGAAGGUUGUGGCAGAGGCGUGUGGCCGAUUGGUCCGGGAGAGAAGGUCUCCUAGCCGACUAUUUUCUGUAGGCUUGCUCGGUGCUGUGAAGGAAAAUCCUAAGCGGUUCGAGUAUCCUGCGAUGCUCAAGUACCUGCUGCGAUUGCUUCGAUCGAAGCACUACGUAGGAAUAAAAGAUACGUCAGACCACGGGAAAAAGCCAAACGCGGCUAUUUCGCUGGUACCGGGACGCUUGCCUGGAUCCGCAGAAAUUUUACAGUUAUCGCUUCCUGUGUUGGUGACCAACCUUUUGGUCUUGAUAAUGAAGGACAUUGACGAGUGGCCGAUUGAUAGCGUGAAGGUGUUGCUGGAUGAUUCACUUUACUCACGAGUCUGGGUCGACCACGAGCUGAGUCAGCUCUUUGUCAAAAACGUGAAGACAAUGCUAGAGAGUGGUGAUCAGCAAUUUGCAGAACCUCUGGUUCGGAAACGCUUUCAGGGCGUUGCUGUGAUACAAGAGAUGAAAGAACUUAUCACCAAUCACAUUCGGUCGCGUCUUCUGGAGCUGGAGAAGGAGCGACCGGGUAGUGUAGGUGGAGCUCCUGGUGCUGGUGGCAACCAUGCGGUUCGAAACAUGAUUAUGACGCUUGCUGAAUUUGCUAGCAUUCCCCAGGUGCGAGUAUUUGGUGCCGAGAAUUUGGAAGCUUGGCUGCAAAACCCCUCAGUUAAAGGCCCUGCUAAAGAGUUGCUGAACAAGAUAGUCUUGCUCUGCAAAUCAACAAGCUCUCAGGAUACUGCUACGGUAGAUUUGCUAUUGAAGCUAAAGCUGAAGUCGACUAUGUUCCAGCUAAAGGUUGAAGCCAUCACCCAUCUUGUAUGCAAUCAUCCCGUUUAUUUGAAACGGGCGUUGUCAAUGCUCAUUGCUCAGGAGCGCCCCAACAAUAUGUCAAGAGAUGUGGACAAUAUAAAAAUGCUUCAGCACAUCUUCCGGGCAUCACGCUCGGCGUCUGCUUCUUCAAUCCUGGGCAGCCCCGAUGAUGUAUUUUACCGCCGCCCGAUUGAGCACCAAGGCACCCUUGCUAGUCGAGAAUUGGCGCGCGUCUUUCGCGAAAUGGCCAGCAUUUCCGACGUCACUCCAGUGUUGAAGACAAUUGUACGAAAGAUUCUCAAGCAGCUAACGUUCGAACAGGUUGACAUUAAGGCGCUUUGUGUUGGGAUUCUUGACAAUGAUGGUCAUUGGGAUGCGUUGGCAGGCGAUGCUCGAGUUUUAGACUACAUGGGACUCGUCACUGGUGUCGUAUGGUUGAUUUUACUCAUGCGAGGAGCAGCCGUGAAAAGCCUUCAAAUUCAGCAAUCCAGUGCCAUAAACCGUCAGAGUGCUGGUUCAGCUGCUCUCAGCUCGGUAGGUCUAAAGCAUGGUAGUACACAAAGUAUUCCACGUCGUGGAGCUAACCCGCCGCUUCCAGUAUCAAGGGCAAGCAGGCUUGGUCCUCCAAAAGCCAAGCAGCUACUAAACAAGUCGACGCUUUUAUCUAACCAUACUGUGACUGGCGGUGGUAUUAGUGCUCCAACUAGUCAGGGCCAAAGUGGAAGUAACGUCAACAGCACUGGUGGCGGUAUACUGUCCGAAGGGUCAAAAAUAGUGAAAAUUUCUGUAUGGGCAAAAGAUGAACUACAGCAAGCACUUGCUUUCGUUCAGCGAGAGGCAAUACUUUGUUGUCGUGGCGUGUUAACGCACUUUGGGCUUAACGGCGACUCACCCUUCGAAAAAAUGCUGUAUGAAAGCAUUGUAAAGAAGUUACUUUUUCUUGAUAUACCUUCGGAUGUGCAGCCAACAGAGCACGAUCGGACCUGCUUUCAGGCAACGAAGGAGGAUAUUCCCGUUCACCCAGACUCACUGGAACUGCUCACAAUCUUGUAUAACUCUUGCAGAGUAGUCGAUCGUAUGGAGGCUCUUCGCACCUUAGAGACAGUCGUUUUUCGCGGAGCCGAGGCUCAUAUGCACCGCGAAACUUUGUGGCGUCACCAUGAAGACGAUCUUACUGCGUAUACUCAGAGUGGUGGUGUGCUAGGUAUCGAAGUGAACAAUAGUCACUUUGUCCAGCACUUGCUAAAACUAGCAUUGUGGCACGGCAGUGACGGCAAGCAAGAAGAAAAAUUUUGCCAUUCGAGCCGCUUUUGGAUCUGCUGCUCCAUUUUGCUGAUUGUUGGAUGCUUUAAUCCUAACACUGUAGGUGCUUAUUUAUGGGAGGAAAUUCCGACAUUGCGAGGAUUGAUGCAAAUGGUCAUCACUGGACGAUAUACGCUCCCUGCCAUAAGCACCCUCGAUCCGUUGCUACUUGGCAAGCACGGAGCUACAUUUCCAGAUCUGGUCCAAGGCAAUUUACAGUUACGGGAUUAUGAGCAGCAGCUGCUCCAGCUCUACCAAGCAGAUCCAUCUGUGACGGCGGAUCCCUUGAUGCUGUUUGAUACCAGCGGAUUGGCACGCCAACCGCCGCCAGCAAUUUUGGACCACUUAACUACCCUGGACCGCAAGUUUAAGCUUGGCAUGCGCCUUCGGAAAAGUCGAAAGAAAGAUUUUCUCAUGGAAAUGGUUGCCGGAAAUAAUGAAAAAAAUGAACUGCAGAAUGCUAAUCCGGCGAGUGCUGCAGGUAACAGUGCGUGGUGGAUAGCAGAUCUUGUUUGCGAGGACUUUGAUACCGUGCAGCACCUUCCUUACGGAUGCUUAUGUCAAUUGCUUCUUCUUGCGCUGCGACCAAGCACCUCGAACAACCGUGCAGGCUUACAAGGACAAGUCCCACUGAAUCAAUCUGCUUUGACUCAAAUUAUCCCACGUUUGCUGAACAAGUUGCGCGAUUAUCUUGCUGGCAAAAACAGCAAUUUAGAGGUGGCAUCCAAAGUCGUUCUGUACUAUCUGAAGUGCCUGAAUUCUCCCGAGCUGGUUACACGACGAGUGGCUGGUCGUAUUUUUCACUUGUUGACAAUGCCUCGCAGCGUUGAUGAAGAGCCUGAAGAUAUUUGUCAGGUCGUUGUUACUUCUGGUCCAGAAGGUAACCUGAGUUUCUCGUGGCUUUGUGAACUGGCGAAAAUAUCAUGCUAUAGCAACAUUCGUAACCAAAUUUUUCGCUCUCUGGAAAACCUACUGGAGCUGGAAGCAUCGAUCCCAUCACUUGGUACUUGCGUGAAAGCACUGCAUGACUUUUCCAAAAACAAUGGCAGCGAUAUAGUGGCCAGCACUAACUCACCUGACAAUAGUAAAAAGAAUGGUGACAGCACUUCUCAAAAAAGCGCCGUUGAGCAAUCUCUAUUACUGGCUGGAGCAUACGGCCGGCUUCUUGCUGGACGCGAUUUGGUCGCAACGCUGCUGCUUAAGGACCACGAUAUCUACACCAUUACUGUGGAGGUAAUUUGGCGUGCCAUCGAGUCACAGCUAGAAAUUGCUCCCCAGCUAAAGGCAACCUCAGGUAUUAGCUUUUCAGACUGUAAGGUGUUUUACGUGACCGACGGAGCAAACGCCAUCCGUGAGAUUAAACUUCCACUCGCGAUUAUUCAUGGUGCUAUUCAGGUGCUUUGCUCACCACACGCACACAAUGAUAUAUCUAAAAUUAAAAGCAACCGAACUGCUAACUGCUUAGCGAAGUUGACGCAGAGCUUGUUCCCGAAACCGACGGGGAAUACAGCUAUCUUGUCCAGCACGGGCCUUAUUGCAACGAAGAACCCGCGCUUGUAUCCCGACCACUUGCUGGCCAAGCUUGCUGUAGCAGCUUCCUCUGCAACGUCACACCUUUGUGCUAUGGCCAUUCGCGCCAUGUCAAACGAAUCGUUAUGGAAUUUUCUUGAGCAGUCCGCCCUGAGUGACCAGUGUCUUGAGAUGGCGUUGCAUCGAAUUCUCGAGACAGCUAAAAAGAAUGAGAGCAAAGCCAUUACCAGCUUAAUCACAGCUACGAAGGCAUCGGAUGUCUCGGUUGGAGCAUGUGCUGUGUUGAUGCAGAUCAGCGCAUAUGAUGCGAUGGACUCGCUCUCCCCGGCUGUGGAAAUGAAACUGAAGUUGCUACGUGAGUGGCUUCAAGAACGAUCCGGUGCCAUUAAUAAUAUGGAUACGGAUGAAGAUGCCGAAGUAGCACUUUUGCUAUCAGAAGGCUUUGCCACAUCUAAGAUGAAAGCAUCUGAUUCUAGUGCUACACCUCCCAUGUCUUCAUUUUACGCAGAACUGAUGAUUAAGGCGCCCAAGAAGCCGACACCAUUAAUUCCCGAGCGCCUGAAGACUGAUAUGGCGAAAUUUCAGGAUACUUACUUCCUGUCGUCUCACCAUCUACAAUUUAAGAAAGGUGUCAUUGGAUUUGACAACAAUGUGUCGUUGCUUGACGACAUAGUAGAGGAGCUCAAGCGGAGUUCUUGUUCGGGAUGUUUACCCGUCAUUAUUGCCCCGGAAGACUUCGUAUUGGCCACAAGCCAAGUGGUUCGACGGUCUUGUCUAAUUAGUGAGGACAAUGUUACACGUUCUGCACCUGAUACAUGGAGACUACUCAUGUCAUUGCUGCACUUUGCGCGGUCGUCUUGCAACUCUGAAGCUGCCGCUGCUCAGCUUGCUAAAGCGUUACUACAAGUUUUGGACCACUUACCAACCUGUCCAAGCGUUUUCCAUCGCAAGGAAUGCAGUGAGUUCUUACGGCGCGUGCUGGACAACCUUAGCGAAGAAUUAACUGGGUCGUACUCUGCCUCCGUCAGCUUUAUCCGGCAUUUGUCGAACGCCUCCUCGACUGAGGGGCUUAACGUGCUAGAACAUCCGUCUGUAAUACUGGAGAUCUUUGUAGUACUGCAGUCGGUGGUGCGGUUUAUUAACCAGAGUUUUGCAUGGUGGAAAAUGCAUGGUGUUGUGCUUCGUUUAGAUGCUAUGACACUUCAAAGCUUGGUGGUGCUCGUAAAAGAAGUCGAGGUAAUCCAGCGCCUGAAUUAUGUUGAAAACGUGUCUAGGAUAGAUGCUACGAAACUCUUGACAAGUAUAGCACACGAUCAAGGUGAUGAUAGUCGGAUGUUAAACCUGCUGAACCCGAUCAUGACUGCAGACCCGCAUCUUGGAAACAUAAGUGGCAAUGUUUCCAUACAUGCAGACGUCAAGCGAGACCUCAUCGCAGCGUUGUACUUCCAGAACCCUGCGCUAGUAGCUGGACUUCUCGGGAUGCUAAAUCCGGACUGGGAGUCGUUUGUCAAUCUCGAUGAUCAGCAGCAUGAGCUUGUGAUUCAGGACCGAGGGUUAUUGUCUCAGGUGGAUAAUAUCCUGCGUGACCUGACGAAGGAUGGAAGUGAGGUCAUGGAACGAUUUCGACAGCUGUCCCGAUCUCACCCCAUGUUGGUGCUAUCGCGUUUCCCUCGGCAGCUUAUGCAGCACUUUGGCACUGUAUCGCUAUCGCAGCUUUAUCUCAACAUAACCUUUUUUCAAAACAUUCUAGGUGCCAUGCAAAUCAUGCGGCCCCACAUGCGCCAUCAGCAAAGCGUUAUGAAACCAUUUUGCCAAUUCUUGUUUGAGAUUCUGAACGUGAUCGUUGAUCACCAAGCUGUUGAGUUCCGUCAACUCGUAUCUCACAUGUGGGAGUUUUUCUAUGAUGCACUCGAGGCAGACUUUGACCUUGCUAGUGACCUGAUUUUCUCGGAACCGCGUGUACUUUUGUUGGAAAGCAUUGUCAAUAUGUACGAGUCGCAACCGGAGACAGCGGCGUUUGGAGAGGUCUUGACGCAACGUCAUAACGAAUCAAGCUUGCGUGCGACGCUAGAAUCAAUUCGAACAGGACGUAGCAAGCACCAAUCAGCAGCGAGCCAGCAACACCAUAUUGAGCUGUUGUUGACUCGAAUUGAAAGUCAAGCCUCUGUGCUUGCAUCAGGUGGCAAGCCGUUGGCUGAACCUGCCGACGUGAGUACUAUCACCCAAGGACUGCAGGCAAUCGAUAUUUUGUGCGCAAAGACGGAUCAAGGGGCAGCAGGGGUGGCUAUCUUGCGACGUUGUGCGGCUCCGGUAGCGUCGCUUUUGAUGAUGAAAACGGCGACGAGAGCAGUCAUGACAGCGCUGUGCCAAACGUUGCUAAACCUGAUGAGGUAUGAUUCCGUCUGUAUUGACGAAGUCAUGCACUAUUACGUGCAAUGCUUGCGCUCUGUCCGACCUGCUUUGAAAGAAGCUGCAGUAAAUACCGUUCUCGAAUUCCUAGUCUUUGCUGAUGCACGACAGCGGCGACAGAUUUUGCAACAACUUUUUGAUGAUCCAAGCGAAAUUGCCAAGAACAAGCUUGGGUUGUAUCUGAAAAGCGCUGCAUUUCGGACGGCACUAUUUGUUUCCUAA
This is a messenger RNA of Peronospora belbahrii, 7419 nucleotides long. NCBI's taxonomy places the organism in Eukaryota, Oomycota, Peronosporomycetes, Peronosporales, Peronosporaceae. The record is from the annotation of a GenBank genome assembly.